Molecule: messenger RNA, 1506 nt
Organism: Talaromyces rugulosus
Lineage: Eukaryota; Fungi; Ascomycota; Eurotiomycetes; Eurotiales; Trichocomaceae
Exons: 3
Coding region: 1-1506 (501 amino acids)
Source: RefSeq, a predicted model, not a curated record
AUGCGCGGAAAUCAGCUUGAUGAGCGGUUCGAAAAGCUAGUACAGGAGACAUUGGACCGAUGGCAUGUCCCUGGGGUUUCGGUUGCGGUUGUCGAUGGGGACAACACUUGGGCCAAGGGCUAUGGAGUGGCAUCCUUUCCAUCAACGCCAGUCACGCCUUCAACCCUAUUCUACGCGGGAAGUACCACCAAGGCAUUCACAUCAGCCAUCAUGGCCACGCUCGUCGAGGAUAACGACAAUUUCCCGCAAGUUCAGUGGGAUACCCCCGUCAGUCAAUUGAUCCGCGACGACUUUGUUCUCGAGAAUGAGUACGCGACCAACCACACUACCAUUGAAGAUACGCUAUCUCAUCGCACGGGACUGCCACGGCAUGACACGGCCUAUGGCGACCGUCUUGGGCCGGACGUUGCUGUGCGAACAAUUGUUCGCCAGCUAAGACAUCUUCCGCUUACGGCAGAGCCGAGGACAAAGUAUCAGUACUGCAAUCUUAUGUUUGUCGUGGCUUCUCACGUUAUCCAGACGCUCACGGGUGAAUGGCUAGGGGAUAUACUUGCGCGACGGAUUUGGAAGCCCCUGGGUAUGACAGCCACGUUUUUCAAUCGAGAUCAUGCCCUAGCUGCCAAGGAAGAUCUGGCGCGUGGGUAUUACUACUCUCCGGAUGAAGGGUAUAAAGAAGUCGAUUGGAUGCCGCUGCACGAGAUUGCCGGUGCCGGGUCUGUUAUUACAAAUGUGCUGGAUUAUGCAAAAUGGGCUCGAGCUUUGUUGAACCAGACAGAGCCACUGUCCAAGGCCGUAUACAAAGCCAUCUGGGAGCCGAGGACAUUGGUUCCACAAGAAGUGCCUUUUACCGGACCCCAGUCGUAUGCACUCGGAUGGCGGAUUGGUGUCUAUCAGGGAGUUCAGUUCUAUGAGCAUUCCGGGGGCAUGAAUGCUUUUGGAGCGGAAUUGAUCCUGAUUCCAGAGCUAAAGUACAGCGUGAUUAUUCUGGCCAACACCGCAGCGACGUCGAAUUUUGUCGCGCAGACACUUGCCUUUCAUCUGAUUGAUGAGAGACUAGAUGUGCCGGUAGAAAAACGGUUUGACUGGAAUCAACACAACUUGAACGGCCUGAAAAAAGAAAAAGCAAAAGUAGACAACGCCCUCCAGCGCUGCUACCCUACUCUCCCCUCUCCAGUCCUCCCCAAUACUGUCCCUCUACACAAAUACACCGGGACAUACUGGCACCCUGGCUACCAAAAACUUACCGUCUACCUGGACAAGACCACAGGCGUGCUACGCGCAGACCGAAGUGACACAACCUGGCCCGAGUACAUGAGCUUUGAGCAUGUCAGCAGUGAUUACUUUCUCAUAAAGGCAGAGCAUCAAGGCGAUUACGGCGCCUUUUUUCCCGAGGUGUAUCCUGCCGAGUUUCGAGUUGGGGUGGAUGGAAAACCGUAUGCGCUGGGGGUUGGCUGGGAGAAGGAGAUGGAUGGGAAGAUAUGGCUUGAGCGUGUUGAUAGUCAUUAA